AUGUCGCAGCCAGCUAUUAUAGAGACCUCUACGAGCCCUGAACAGCCAUCCAAAGCCGCUAAGCGAUAUACUCCAGAGACUGUCGACACUGCCAAUCGCACCGAAGUCGACGAUGUAACAAUUGACCAAGCGCAGAAUGCCUCACCUGAACAGUCUUGUGUACCAGGUGAAGACGACGCUACUGCGAAAGAUACGGUCGAUGACCUCUCUAUCGAUCGAGUGAAGGCUGAAUCAGACCAUUGGGAAUCCCUGCAUUCAAUCUUACAAUCUAGAUUACUCUCGAAAAGAGCAAGGACGUCACCGAGAUAUUUUAACUCCUUCCGUUCUAUCCUUUUUGAUGACGAUAGAUCUAAAGCUAAAGCUGAACUUCCGAGCGAAUUUUCUAGUAUGCAAGACGGCUCUACCCUUCAUAGCGGCCUUCAAAUCAAGAGGUACAUCGAUAAGGAGAAAAGAGUAGCACCCUCAAGUUCCAAAGAAGAUAAUCAAAAAGCAGCUGACCUCUCCAACUUGUACAAUACCUAUUACAGUUACAAAAGGGGAUGUGAGAACGUUCAGCAGAUGUUAAACGGGUUACCUGAUACGACGGACCACUGUUUGAGCGAUAAGACAAGAUGGUGA
Messenger RNA from Kwoniella shivajii, 618 nucleotides. RefSeq lists its product as uncharacterized. The transcript has 3 exons. The record is from RefSeq and is a predicted model, not a curated record. Bases 1 to 618 code for a protein of 205 amino acids. Lineage: Eukaryota; Fungi; Basidiomycota; Tremellomycetes; Tremellales; Cryptococcaceae.